Messenger RNA from Brenthis ino (lesser marbled fritillary), 801 nucleotides. NCBI's taxonomy places the organism in Eukaryota, Metazoa, Arthropoda, Insecta, Lepidoptera, Nymphalidae. The record is from the annotation of a GenBank genome assembly.
AUGAAUUUUGACUUUAAAAUAUUUAAUUCAGCAGAACUAUGGCAGAUAGAAACAAGCUUACCUUCCAUACCGACUUUUAGUCAGAAUCUUGAUAAAGUUCUUGGCAAUGAUGGAAUACAACUAGGCUCUCUAACAGAGUUAUUGGGCUUACCGGGAUCAGGAAAAACUCAAUUGUGUUUACAGCUAUGUGCAUCAGUUCAAGUACCUAAAUCCUUAGGAGGACUUUACUCAGAAGCACUUUAUAUUGAUACCAAUACAAACUUUACACUGCAUAGAUUCAAAGAAAUACUGUAUUCAAGUUUAGAAAAAUGUCAAAGGAUACUGGGUACUCAAAUAUCAAUCUCUGAAGAAGAAGUAUUAAAGAAGCUUCAUUAUAUAAAAGCAAUAGGAAUCGAGAAAUUUUGUGCUUGCAUGUAUCAACUAAAAGACUUUCUUUCAGAUAAGCCAAAUAUAAAACUCAUUGUUAUUGAUUCCAUAGCUUUUCCAUUUAAAGAUGGAAUAUCUUUAAAACAAAGAACAGGCUUGCUAUUCAGAAUGAUGGCAGAUUUGCAAAAAUUAUCAAUUGAAAAACGAAUUGCUGUAGUAUUAACAAACGAAAUGACUACAAGAAUAGGCUUAUCUUCUGGAUCGAUAGUGGGGUCGCUCGGGGACGCUUGGGCACAUCGUUGCAAUAAACGGUUAUUAUUAACCGCGCCAAAACCAUUGGAAAAUAUACGACUUGCUUUACUAUUAAAAAGUAAUAAUGCGCCUGAAUCAGUAGGGAAGUUUCAGAUAACACAUGAGGGUAUACGGGAUGUUAAU